Alternaria viburni is the source of this 6465-nucleotide messenger RNA. RefSeq lists its product as uncharacterized. Lineage: Eukaryota; Fungi; Ascomycota; Dothideomycetes; Pleosporales; Pleosporaceae. Gene Ontology annotation, biological process: carbohydrate metabolic process. Gene Ontology annotation, molecular function: iron ion binding; monooxygenase activity; heme binding. Bases 1 to 6465 code for a protein of 2154 amino acids. The record is from RefSeq and is a predicted model, not a curated record. The transcript has 6 exons.
AUGCCUCUCAACUUCAACUCCAAGCAGAAGCGCGGCGAGUACCAUGACGGGAAAGCGCAAAGUACCGGAAGAGUCAACACGUUCGGCCAGGUCGCUAUACAAUUCCACAGGAACACGACGCAUCUGAAAUACUGGUUCGACAAGCUCCAGAAAGAUUCCGCGGCAUGCCGACCGCCGGGAUGCGCAAAACCGCGAAGAGGAAGCACGACGCUGGUGGAUGAGUUCAUCAGCGACAAGACCAGCAGUACCGGCGCACCACGACUGAACAUCGCAAUACACAUCUGCGGGUCUCGCGGCGAUGUACAGCCUUUUAUUCCGAUUGCGAAGCUGCUCCAGGCUGCGCCACAUCACCAUCGAGUGCGCAUCUGCACGCAUCCCGCCUUCAAGGACUUUGUGGAAAGCAAUGGAGUGGAGUUCUUUUCCAUCGGAGGCGACCCCGAAGCACUCAUGGCGUACAUGGUGAAGAACCCAGGGCUGAUUCCAAAUAUGCAGUCCAUCAAAGCCGGGGACAUUGGCAAGCGACGAAAAGAGAUGGCCGAGAUGAUGGAGGGGACCUGGAGGAGUUGCAUUGAGGCGGGUGAUGGCAUGGGCGAGAGAGUCUCAGCAUUGGACGUGGACGCGCCUGAGGAUUUGUUCAUCGCAGAUUGCAUCAUUGCGAACCCGCCGUCCAUGGGCCACAUCCACUGCGCGGAGAAGCUUGGCAUCCCGCUGCAUAUGGUCUUCACUAUGCCGUGGUCGCCAACAAAAGCUUUCCAUCACCCGCUAGCGGCCAUGGAGUAUGGCGAAGUUGAGAGGUCCGUCGCGAACUACUUCAGCUUCGGCAUCAUGGAGCUGCUCACUUGGCAGGGUUUAGGCGAUGUCAUCAACAAGUUCAGGACGCAGACCUUGCACCUAGACGCUAUCAGUCCGCUCUGGGGUCAUCUCUUGCUUUCGAGACUUCGCGUCCCAUAUAGCUACCUAUGGUCACAGGCUUUGAUCCCGCGGCCAAAUGACUGGGACUCACACAUCAGCAUUACCGGUUUCUCUUUCCUAGAUGCCGGGUCGAACUACACACCGCCGGACGACUUGGCCGAGUUCCUUGCGAAGGGUCCUCCUCCGGUGUACAUCGGCUUUGGCAGCAUAGUGGUGGAUGACCCAGUGGCUCUCACCAAGCUCAUCUUUGACGCUGUGAAGCUGGCAAAAGUUAGAGCCAUAGUUUCCAAGGGCUGGGGCGGCGUGGGUGCAGGUGAGGUGCCCGAUGAUGUGUACCUCAUUGGCAAUUGUCCGCACGAUUGGCUCUUCCAACGGGUUUCGUGUGUGGUCCAUCACGGAGGUGCGGGUACAACGGCUGCUGGUAUUGCCUUGGGUAGGCCUACGGUUGUUGUGCCCUUCUUCGGUGACCAACCCUUCUGGGGACAGAUGAUCGCAAAGGCUGGAGCUGGUCCAAUGCCCGUCCCGUUCAAGCAGAUGACUGCCGAGAGCCUUGCGACAAGCAUUACCUUUGCGCUGCAAGAUUCUGUCAAAGUCGCAGUUCACAAAAUGGCAGAAAGUAUUGCAGAGGAAGAUGGUGCCGGAGAUACUGUACGCGACUUUCAGCAAAAGCUGGGCAUCGAUGGAAUGCGAUGCCAUAUUUGUCCGGAUCGCUUGGCUAUAUGGCGAGACAAAGAGACUGGCGCACAUCUCAGUGGCUUCGCAGCCUCCGUGCUUGUCCAAGAAAGACUGUUGGAUCUGAAGCAUCUACGUUUGCUGCAACAUCGGCAUUACUACACCCAUGAGGGCGCUGAAGGGCCACUCACCGGCGUCGUCGCUGCUUUUGGGGGGCUCAUGGCUGGUCUAAGCACUGAUACGGCGGAGUUCUCGCAACGGCUGAAGAAGAGACCACGCGAGACUGAGGCCGACGCAGAAGCCUUGAGGAGAGUACCAACCGUUGAUGAGCCAGACUUGGAGAAGGGCAUCACGUCCAAGCACUUCCAUCACCUGGCGUACAGAAUGGCAGCGAAGUCAUGCGACGACGACUACACGCACAAUUUCGAGAAGCCGCAGAACCGCCCGGGCAUUUCAGCUCUCCGCGAGAAGAUCGCUGCGAGGCGAGCAAGAGGUGGCCGUGGCUACCAAAUCACAAGCGCUACCGCGCAUUAUGUUGGUGAUCUCGCGGCCACAGGAGCCAAAACCCCAGUCGCCUUCUUCUACAACAUCGCAAACGGCUUCCGGAACCUACCCUCAUACGCAAUCCACAACGACCCCGCGAGGCAACGUGACGAGAUCACCGGUUUCGGCAGCGGCUGCAAGCUCGCCGGCAAAGAAUUCGUGCUCGGCCUCAGCGACGCACUCGUAGGCAUAGUUCGACACCCCUAUCUCGGCGCGAAACAAGAAGGCGCCAUGGGAUUUGGCAAAGGAAUUGGGCGAGGUCUGGCUGGGCUAUAUCUCCAUUUGGGAGCCGCGACUGCCGCCACUGCAGUUUUCAUGUUCAAGUUGGUGAAGAUGCGCAUGAUCUUCUACAGGCUCAAAAAGCAGGGCAUGCCAGUUCCGGCAUGGAAUUUCGCAGUCGGAAAUCUCACAGUUUUGCCAGACCUCCUCAAACAAUUCCCCGAAGGCUCGCAGCAAUCCGAUGCCUUUACCCUGCUCGCAAACGACUUCCCAGAGUCUGAUCACUGCUUCUACGUCGAUCUCUGGCCGUUUACUAGUCCGCUCAUGAUAGUCACAUCGCCUGAGAUGGCAAUGCAAGCGUGUCAGGAAUACGAUCUGCCCAAGCCGCCCAUCCUGAUCCCGUUCUUUGCGCCGUUCGCGGGGGGCGCGAAUCUGUUCGAUAUGAAUGGCGCGGAGUGGAAGCGGUCAAGGGCGUUGUUUAACCCGGGGUUUAGUGAUAGGGUUAUGAUGGAGAGUACGUCGCAUAUUAUCGAGGAAGCUGAGGUCUAUGUGGGAUUGCUGCGAGAGCAUGCGAAGAAAGGGGAUACGUUUUCUUUGGAUCGAUUGACGUGUGACUAUAUGAUGGAUCUCAUCGGCGUCAUCACCAUCAACGCACGUCUCCACUCCAUGACCAACCACAACGCCCUCGCAGCAGCAAUGCGCAGCUCCAUAGAAUGGAACUGCCGGGACCAAGAGAUGAACCCGUUCAAGCGCUGGAACCCGUACCGUCCGUGGAUCGAAUGGCGCAAUGGCAAAACGAUGGAUCGCUACAUCAGCACGGAGCUCGACAAACGAUACGAAGAUUGGCGUAGCAACAAGCCGUCCACCCGCGCCAAGUCUGUCAUGGACAUCACCAUAGCCGCGUACAUGGGCGAGCGCAAAGGAGCCGCAAAGCUCGACCCUGAGUUCAAGCGGUGGGCGACGGUUCAGAUCCGACUGUUCCUGUUCGCUGGACACGAUUCCACUGCCGCUACCAUCGUAUACAGUCUCUACAUGCUGUCCAAGCACCCAGAAGCUCUGGCUAAAGCUCGCGCAGAGCUCGACGAAGUCUUUGGCGCAGGCAACGACACAGCCGCCGGUGUGCUCAAGAAGCAUCCAGAGCAGAUCAACAAGCUGCCUUACAUGAACGCCGUAGUCAAGGAGACUCUCCGCCUCUUCCCACCCGCCUCAGGCAUGCGAGGCGGUCUCCCAGGCGUCUUUCUCCGCGACAAAAACGGAAACAAAUACCCCACCCAGGACAUCAACAUCUGGGUCGUCCACGGCGCAAUCCAGCGUAACCCAAACUACUGGCCCGAGCCCCACGCCUUCUUGCCCGAGCGCUGGCUUGUCGAGCCCGGUCAUGCUUUAUACCCACCGAAAGGGGGAUGGCGGCCGUUUGAAUUUGGACCAAGGAAUUGCGUGGGCCAGACGCUGGCAAUGCUGGAUAUCAAGAUUACCUUAGCGAUGACGGUGAGGGAGUUUGAUGUGAGGGAUAUGUAUGAGGAGUGGGAUCGGCUGCAUCCUUCGAGUGGCAUCAAGACGGUGUUUGAAGAGAGGGCGUAUCAGGUGCCGCAAGGGGCUGCGCAUCCGGUGCACGGGUUUCCUUGUAAGUCACCGUCACACCACGCCCCGAUCGAGAUGCUAGGCUUCCGUCCGCUAUCCGUGGGCAAGCGGAAAGCCAAGUCGUACAACCAGGCGGCGACCCACGAGCGCGAUGUCGAGGACGGUGAAGUCAACGAGAAGGACUACCAAAGCGACGACUACGAGGCCUACAUGUCCUCGGGCACAACCAGCCCAUCCUCAUCCCGGGAAUCGUCGGGCGCAUACGACCCGAACCCGAACAACAUCGAAUCGAGACCGCUGCGACGGUCCUCGAAGUCUCACCGGAGAGCCCCUUCGAAAGCUACCGUCAGCGCAUACAGCUAUAGGAAUCCGCGGGCAUGCACGAGAUACUUCGGGCUGGCCGUGGCGAGUACGCUGCUGUUCUUCAUGUACUUCCUCUUCAGCAGCAGCUGGGCCUCGAUACGGAAUGCAGAGCUCGGCCUGAAUAAGCCGCCGCCGCCGCCCAACGUCUGGGAGAGCUUCCCGUUCCUGAAGCGGUACCACGGCGGCGUGCGGUCGCUGGUGAGCCGGGAGAAGAACGUGCCGGAAUACCCCACCAAGCAGGACAUUGACCCUGAGCUGCCCGCGGAGGAGUCCAAGAGCGACGUCGAAAAGCGACAGUCGCAGGGCGCACACAUUGCUGAGUCGAUACCAUUCGACCCGUACCCAGACUACAGCGGCGUCAACUACGUUGACACAUACGGGCCGGUCGAGACGUGCUAUCUCGAUGCGAACGACACCAUCAAGGUGCCAGGGCUGCGGGCAUACAAGGGCGUUCCCCAGGGUAUGCCGGAUAACGUCAUUGGGAGCUACGAGACACUGGGUCUGAGGAACGAUGUCUGUUUUGAGCGCUUUGGACGGCUCGGUCCGUAUGGCCUCGGCUACAGCAAGCGGCGCGGUGGAACGGGCGCCGGCAUGGAGGGCGACCGCGAAGGCAUCGAGGACGUGUGGAAGGUGGACGCAGAGGUAGACUUCCGCGACGUCAGCUGGGCGGAGGCAAUCGACCGCUGCCUGGAGAAGAACAAGGGCCGCUUUCAGAAGCAACCCAAGUCCCGGACAGACUCGUUUACCAUGCAGAAACGCGAUGCUGACGACUCUCCCGCAAACGGCACCGUGCUACAACCGAAGGCGACACACAAUAAGCUUCUCCCCAGGACUGCAGUCCUCGUCCGAACGUGGGACGACUACAACUACGACGACGAAGACAUCAUGUACCUGCGCGCACUCGUCUCCGAGUUGAGCCUCGCGUCCGGUGGCGAAUACGAAGUCCACUUCCUGAUCCAAGUCCACGACGACAACAAGCAGAUCUGGGCCGACGAGGCGAUCCACCAGGAAGUCCUCAAGAACGCGCUACCUGCUGAGUUCGCUGGUAUGGGCACGCUCUGGUCGGAACGUCAGAUGGGCUUGAUCUACGGCGGCCUAGAGGAGUCCAACUACCGCGGGCUGCCUGUACACGGCGUCUAUCGCUCCACCUUCAUGCCAGUCACGUACUUUGCUCACCAGCAUCCCGAGUUCGACUUCUUCUGGCACUGGGAAAUGGAUGUUCGGUAUACCGGCCACCACUACCACCUCUUCGAACAGGUCUCCAAGUGGACGACUGCCCAGCCACGCAAAGGGCUGUGGGAGCGCGACGCCCGGUUCUACGUCCCAUCCGUCCACGGUGCCUGGGAAGAGUUCAAGCAGAUGGUGCACUGGCAGACCCAGCACGGCACCAACAACCAAGCAAACAAGUGGUCAUCGCAUCUCCCACCCAACCCCCACGUCCCCCUCGCCGAAAUGCAAAAGCCCGAGAAGCCAGUCUGGGGUCCAGAACUCCCGCAAGACUACCCCGACAUCGAGAUUGACGAGUCUGUGAAACCCAACACAACCAUCACAGAAGACAAGUACGAAUGGGGCGUUGGCGAACCCGCCGACCUCAUCGUCUUCAACCCCCUCUUCGAUCCGGACCACACAAAUUGGAUCCUCGCCGACGACGUCACAGGCUACGACAAGAAAAAUGGUCUGCCCCCUCGCCGCACCGCCAUCAACACCUCCGGCCGCCUUUCCCGCCGCCUCCUCGAAACAAUGCACCGCGAACAGUCGCGUCACCGGCACACCAUGUUCUCCGAAAUGUGGCCCGCAUCCUGCGCCCUGCACCACGGCCUCAAAGCCGUGUACGCACCGCAUCCCGUGUUCAUUGACCGCAAAUGGCCAACCCAGUACCUCGCCGCUAUCUUCAAUAACGGCCGUAAUGGCGCGAGUGGCGGCGCGCGCAUGUCUGUUUUUAGCGAUGAGAGACAACAUAACUUUUUGGGUACGACUUGGUACUACCACGCUGGCUUUGCACCGAAUCUGUGGAAGAGAUGGAUGGGGUAUAAGGUUGAUAACGAUGGUGGUGAGGAAUAUGAGGUUGCGGGAGAGGGGAGGAUGUGUCUUCCGGCUGUGUUGUUGCAUCCGGUUAAGCAGGUUGAUUUGGUGCAGGAGAAGGAGAGGGUUGAGGAGGGUGAGAAGGUGGAGUGA